UCCUGAGGUUUGAUACAACUGCAGACUCGGCCAUGACUCUGCAAACAUGUUUGAUUGAGAUUCCAUUGUUGUUUGGUUUUCCUUUUCUGAAUUUACCUUUGUUUCGUUUGGUCUUCUCACAUGUGUCUGUCGGUUCUCUCUAUCUAGAUUCUUCGCGGUGACAUGUUCUCCUGUUUUCCUAACCCUGCCAUGUUUUACCACUUCGAUUCACGGCACACCCUGAAUUUUUCGUUGCUCUAAGUCUCCAAUUUUCCCAUUUUUCUUUUGUUUUCUAUUUCAUUUUUCCGCGAUCAUGGGGUGGUACACAAGGGGAAAGCUCGCUCUUGAUGGUUUUCGCAGCUUGGCUUCCAGGGUUUCGCCGCAAAAUCAUAUUUUUCAGCGUAGUUCGAGGAUUUUCCAAUCUGGGUAUUUGGAUUCGGCUUCAAAAGGAGCUACCUUUAAUGGGUUCUCUUCGUUUUCUUCAAUUUCUCAGAGACUAGGCAAAGGGGGUGUUGGGGCUAACAGGAAAUUUCACAAUCCGUUUCAUGUUGGGGCUAGGAGAUUUUAUUAUGUGGAUCCUUACAAUGUGCAGCAUUUCAAGCCAAGAGGACCAAGGCGUUGGUUUCAGAAUCCUAGACAUGUUUUCGUUGUUGUGAUGGUUGGUUCAGGGAUUUUGAUCACUGUGUAUUUUGGGAAUUUGGAAACAGUUCCCUACACCAAGCGAACCCAUUUGAUUCUGUUGUCAAGAGCCAUGGAGAGGAGGCUUGGGGAGAAUCAGUUUGAGCAAUUGAAGGCUUCUUUUAAGGGUAAGAUAUUGCCUUCUAUACACCCUGAAAGUGUGAGGGUGAGGAUGAUAGCUAAGGAUAUCAUUGAUGCAUUGCAGAGAGGGUUGAGGAAGGAACAGGUGUGGAGUGAUUUGGAUUAUGCAUCAGAGCAUACCAUGAUGGUUGAAGGAGAUGGAAGGGAGACACUUAGUGCAUUGGCAGGGAAUGAAGGGAAGAUUGAAGGAAAGUGGAACCGGGAGGAUGAGAUUCUUGAUGACAAGUGGGUUCAACAAAGCAGGAAAAAGGGUCAGGAACGAGGGACACAUUCUGCUACCUCUCAUUUGGAUGGAUUGAAUUGGGAGGUUUUGGUGGUGAAUGAGCCUGUUGUUAAUGCCUUCUGCUUACCUGGUGGGAAGAUAGUUGUAUUCACUGGUUUGUUAGAGCAUUUUAGAAGUGAUGCAGAGAUAGCAACUAUUAUUGGACAUGAGGUUGGGCAUGCUGUGGCUAGACACAGUGCUGAGGGGAUUACAAAGAAUCUAUGGUUUGCUAUUCUACAGUUGGUACUUUAUCAGUUUGUCAUGCCUGAUAUUGUCAACACAAUGUCAUCCCUUUUCUUACGGUUACCUUUCUCCAGGAGAAUGGAAAUGGAAGCUGAUUACAUUGGGCUGCUGUUAAUUGCGUCAGCUGGCUAUGACCCCCGGGUGGCACCGAGUGUCUACGAGAAGUUGGGAAAAGUCACCGGCGAUUCCACCCUUAGGGAUUAUCUGUCUACACAUCCAUCUGGAAGAAAGAGAGCAGAAUUGCUGGCUCAAGCUAAGAUAAUGGAAGAAGCACUUACUAUAUAUAGGGACAUAAGAGCAGGACGUGGGAUUGAAGGAUUUCUAUAGAACUGCACAACCACCACCUUUACAAACUACAAAACUUGGAAGGAAGAAUAUAUUAAUUUUGUCUACGUUUGAAAUCAACUUCUGUAUUUGUUUCUGUGUUCAAUAUGUGAAUUAAUAUCCAUUAAACUGAGAAUACCUCUUCCCUUUUUUCCCAACCCGAAAAUGCAUAGUGAAGCUCUUAUGAUUUGUAAAGUGCAGAGAAAAAUUAAUAUGAAUAAUUCUAGAUUGCCAUUGCAGGGAUGGUUCUCUAUAGUUUUAUUUAUUUAUUUUUGGAGGGGGGUGGUUUAUUGUAGCAUGUGGGCCGGUUUUGACACUCACACUUCUCUUUUCUCUAGCCCUCCUUUUUUCUGAUGCCGCAGUGUAUUCACCCUUUUAGGCUUGGCCUAUGCAUCAUGAAUUUAGGCUUGUA
Gastrolobium bilobum is the source of this 2039-nucleotide messenger RNA. RefSeq names its product mitochondrial metalloendopeptidase OMA1. The coding region runs from base 293 to 1630 and encodes 445 amino acids. Gene Ontology annotation, molecular function: metalloendopeptidase activity. NCBI's taxonomy places the organism in Eukaryota, Viridiplantae, Streptophyta, Magnoliopsida, Fabales, Fabaceae. The record is from RefSeq and is a predicted model, not a curated record. The transcript is spliced from 3 exons. Gene Ontology annotation, cellular component: membrane.